UAACAUUUCGAGGAAAAUCACAGAGAUUAAAUGCAAUGAAUGAAAUGGAUUAAGUCUCCAUAAACCAGGAAAACAACGAUCAUAUUUGAAAUGUCUUUCGUUGUUCUAAAUUAGAACGAUGUUGUCACGGGAAGUUAUAGUUGUUGCACUCAGCCUGCUGGCUAUUCAAGCAGCUACUGUCAGAUGCCAAAAAAUAUCUAUAUAUCCCGAAGAACUUCCUAAUGGAUUGCCAAGACACAUCAGAUCACUAUCCUUGACCUUUACCAAUGAAUUAAAGAGUCCAGUGAACACAUCAAUCACCAGUUUAAUAGACUCUAUAGUUUCCAAAUUCCUCGAUACAAAACUUGGACAACUAGUGGCAGAAGCAAUAUUCGACACUCCAGUAUUCGUAACGAAAGUCAACAAUAUCUUAGGCAGCAAAGUUCUAAUCCUCGAGAAGAACAGUCUGAGGAUAAGCUAUGCCAACUUGAUCGAAGUGAUCAAGAUCCACAUCACAGAUUUUCUGGAAAAUCAUUUGAAACUUCGCGGUAUCUUACUGAAUUUCGCAGGUGGUUUCGUCAGUAGAACAGUUGACGACUUUGGUCGCAAGAUUGAACCUGCUGUUAAGCAGGUUAAUUUCACGGUGUCCACCAAACCUUCUGCCAUUCAAGGGACAGGAGUUACAUCGGCGCAAAGUGUAAUCAGGAAGAUUAUUCAAGAUUUCAUUGUCCUUCUCAUCAGACCUUUCCAGUCUAGACUAAAUCAAACCUUGCUGAAUGUCACCAACGAACUACUCUCCCUUUACAAACCAGUGUUACCGAGCAACUACUUCCAGUCAAUCAUAUCCUGCGGUAUUAAUCAAAGUGUUUUGAAGACCGUAGAGAUCGUGGAAGCUGCCAGGGAAAUGCUAAAUCAUCUACUGGCUAACCCCAACAGAGUCAUGAAGAGAUCAGUUGAUUCUCUCGAGAGUAACAACGAAAAGCAAACUAGAUCUUUGAUAGGUUUGAUCGUGGCACCUAUAAGAUUUUUGCUAACACUUAUUCUCACACCAGUACAUCGCCUUUUGAAACGCCUUAUGAAUUACAUAUUCGUUACUUUGAGACCAGUUGUGGGAAAAUUUAUUUUGAGCCCGAUAGAAUCUAUUGUGAUGUCCAUAAUCAAUUUGAUACCUUGUUCAAACUGCUGAUAACAUCUUGAGGUAUGUGUGAAAAUCUAGGAUUUAAGCUUGUCUAGUUUGCCUAACCAAACACAAUUACUGUCAUAAUAUUUUACCUUCAAUAAAGAUAUAGAUGCUUGUUGAUAAU
Coccinella septempunctata (seven-spotted ladybird) is the source of this 1283-nucleotide messenger RNA. RefSeq lists its product as uncharacterized. NCBI's taxonomy places the organism in Eukaryota, Metazoa, Arthropoda, Insecta, Coleoptera, Coccinellidae. The record is from RefSeq and is a predicted model, not a curated record. The transcript is spliced from 2 exons. The coding region runs from base 119 to 1165 and encodes 348 amino acids.